UGUUCCCGGAGGCUGAACCAUUCAUUCGGUUUUCUUGCUGGAAAAGUUUAAACCCUACUCAACAAACUACAUAAAACCCUACAACCUUAAUCAAUUCAUUUUUCUCAUCGCAAUUUUCAAGUGAGGAAGAAUGAAUCUGAAGAACGUGAAAGUUCCAAAUGUUCCUGGUGGUGGUGCCUCUGCAUUGCUGAAGCUGGGGGUUAUUGGUGGGCUUGGCUUGUAUGCAGUUACUCACAGUCUCUACAAUGUUGAAGGAGGGCACCGCGCUAUUGUUUUCAACCGUCUUGUCGGUGUCAAAGACAAGGUCUAUCCUGAAGGGACGCACUUCAUACUUCCAUGGUUUGAGAGGCCGGUGAUCUAUGAUGUCCGUGCACGACCACACCUAGUGGAGAGUACAUCGGGGAGUCGUGAUCUCCAAAUGGUGAAAAUUGGACUUCGAGUCCUUACCCGUCCUUUGCCAAGCGAGUUACCCACGGUCUAUCGGUCCCUUGGAGAGAAUUAUAAUGAAAGGGUUUUACCUUCGAUUAUCCAUGAAACUUUGAAAGCUGUGGUUGCCCAGUACAAUGCCAGCCAGCUUAUUACUCAGCGAGAGGCUGUUAGUCGGGAAAUCCGGAAGAUUCUGACUGAGAGGGCAGCCAACUUCAAUAUUGCCCUUGACGAUGUGUCAAUUACUAGUCUCACAUUUGGCAGGGAGUUUACUGCUGCAAUUGAAGCCAAGCAGGUGGCUGCACAAGAAGCUGAGAGAGCUAAAUUUGUUGUUGAAAAAGCUGAGCAAGACAAGAGAAGUGCUAUCAUCAGAGCUCAGGGUGAGGCUCAAAGUGCCAUACUGAUUGGGCAAGCUAUCGCCAACAAUCCAGCUUUCAUCACACUGAGGAAGAUAGAAGCCGCAAGAGAUAUCGCACAUACUGUAGCAAAUUCAUCAAAUAAGGUUUACCUAAAUUCAGAUGAUCUGUUGCUGAAUCUCCAGGGGAUGGAUGUGGAACCCAAGAAAAAGUAAGCCGGUUAUUCUGUUUGCGAUACUCUUAUAGUUUUUAAAUAUGAAUAACGAUCAAUUUCAAGGUGUAAUUUUCUUGAAAAGUCUUAACAAGUCCUGAUAUAGGUGGCAUUAUCAGAUUUUUAGUACUAGAGGUAUUAUUUGCUAUUCAAACAAUUGCUUCACGUUACAUAAAAUGAAAUACCUUCAACUAUUGAGCCUGGAUGUUAUUAUACUGCCCCUCUUAAAACGGAUGGUUGAGUUUUA
This is a messenger RNA of Lotus japonicus, 1240 nucleotides long. Its product is annotated as prohibitin-1, mitochondrial. Lineage: Eukaryota; Viridiplantae; Streptophyta; Magnoliopsida; Fabales; Fabaceae. Gene Ontology annotation, biological process: mitochondrion organization. The transcript is spliced from 6 exons. Bases 131 to 997 code for a protein of 288 amino acids. Gene Ontology annotation, cellular component: membrane; mitochondrion. The record is from RefSeq and is a predicted model, not a curated record.